UUGCUAUCAGUAUUCCACAUCAUAGCAUCAUGUAAAGCAUGGAUAAUUUUACCAAAUGUGCAGCUCAUGGAAGAAGCCUACGUAUCCCAGAGAACAUCGUGGUCAGGGACAAGUCACGGGACAAGAACGCUGUAUGAUCUCACUUUGGGGCUGGACUUUCUCUCUUGUAUCCUCGGAGCCAGGGAGAAGCGUGUGGGAGCCUUCCAGCCGUUUCGCCUAGAGCUAAAGUAGGCAUCUCGGUUUUGGGACUCUCUCUCCUAUUUUGCUUGAUUCAUUAGCCUUAAUUUCAAUUAUAUUGUAUUAUAUUGUGUUAUCCUGUAUUUCGAUAUAGUAUUUAGUAAAUAAGUGUGCCUCCUUAGAUCGUUGCCGCUGUUUCUUUUUUCCCUUUCCUUUUUUUGGCCAGUGGCCCUGUGGGCCAGCUGCCCCCUGCCCAUCAUGGGUGCAGGUAGAUUUUUGGUAAACCCGUGACAGAUUUUGGUGGAAAAUGUGGGCGUAAGUUGCUCUUUUCUGUUUUUUUUUUCUGCUGUUCUUUUAGCUUUUUACAGAGCUACGAGUAUUUUUUUUGUUGUUGUUAAGGAGCUAUCUAAAGUUUACAUUUUUGCACCUGGGAGCUUGACCUUGAAAGUCCAGGCGGACUGCCAAUACUCCGGGAUGCUUUGAAAACACUGUUGAACUCUGCUAUUUUUGCUAUUGAAGAGAAAAAAAAAAAAAAAGAAAGAAAGAAAAAGAAAGUGUUCUUAGUAAAAUUGUUUUAAUAGGGACUGCAUGCUAUUGGUUCCUCUCCAAUAUGCUCCUCUCCAAGAUGCUCCAAGCAUUGUGGGCCCUAAUUAAGCUCGCCACUUUUCUCUGUGGAGCUAUAGAAAUAUAUUAUCAAUUGAAAGCACUGUUAGCAACGCUUACUUGGUACCUGCAUACAGCUCUAGAAGGAGCAACUAAUUUUAUAGAAAUAGUGGUUUUUGAGCAUGCUCCUCGUCCCUUCUUUGAAUCCUUUAUGCAGUUUUUGAAUGAUCAGUUGACCACACUGUCAACUGUGUCAAUCGUGUUAAUCUCCCUGAACUUACUGUUGAUUAUUUUACUUAUCGGUAUCAGGAUUUAUAACAUCCUGAGGAAGCCUUCCACAGAACAAGAGAAUGCUGAAUGGCAGGGAGUGAGGAGAGGCUUUGGAGAGACUUUUAAAUGACAGACAUCUUCAGUGUCAUGGAGCUUUACUCCUGAACACUUGAAGAAUCCCGAGAGUUUGAUCGCAUAUUUGAGGCAGGAAUGUUGUGGAUCGGGCAGAUCUAAGGAGGCACAAAUGACUUGGGGCCUGGCUAAUGCUUAUCAGGCCUCAUUCAAUACCAUUCCAGAGAGGGAAAAAGUUUUUGAAGCUGAGAGAGAGAGUCUCAGAGCUGAGAAAGAGAGUCUCAGAGCUGAAAGGGAGAGUCUCAAGGAGACAGUACAAAAUGAGCAAGAGAGUAUCCAGGCCAAGCAAAAGAAACUCCAGGCUGAGAAGGAGAAUCUCCUAACUGAGAGAAAAGAUCUCCUAUAUCAAAGAGACACCUUCUGGUAUGAGGGAGAGGCUCUCCGAAAUGAGAAAAGCUCCCUGCAAUCCAAACUUGACACCCUCCAGUCCGAGCACGUCACUCUCCAGUCUGAGCACAAUGCCCUCCAGUCCGAGUGUGACACCCUCCAGUCUGAGUGCGACACUCUCCAAUCCAAACGCGAUGCCCCCCAGUCUGAGCACAACAUCCUCCAGCUUGAGUGUAACACCCUCCUAUCCGAGCGAGACACCCUCCAGUCAGUGAAGCAACGGGUCCUUGAGAGACAGACUCAUGAACUGGAUUUGGGAGAAAAAGGGAAAUACAAGUUCACUGUCACAGAUCUUGAAGCAGCAGCCGAACAGGGAGCAUCGAAGGAGAAAUUAGGUGGUCCCACAAAGGCUCUGGAUGCCACGAGCAACCUUCAAAGAGAAGGAGGAGCUUUGAAGAAAACGAAUGAUUUUACAAACAGUGAACUCCAGGAGAAAGAUCGCUCCAUGGAGAAGAGUGCAGAACAGUCUGCAGAGACUUCACCUUCUGUGGUGCUUGAACAUGUUGAAGGAUGCAAUGCAAAAUACAUACAGAUACUGUUGGAGAACGUCACCCGCUUAGCUGCAGAUGAUGACUUCACUGUGGAAAUGAUACCGGAGUUAAAUGUUGCGGUAGCUACUUUUCUAAGCAGUAUUGAUAUUCAAGAAUUCAUCAACAAAUUUGCAGAAGACAAAAGAGUGAAAAGAUACAAAAUAACCUCCAGGCUUCUUGAAGUGACUCGCAGCAUCAAGGUUGAAAACAUACCAGAUAACGUUUCCACAGGCUAUCUCAAAGUUUAUUUCGAGAGCACACAAAAUGGAGGUGGGCCUGUGUCAGACAUCCGGCUCUUCCCCGAGGAGAACUCGGCCAUCAUUACAUUCUGUGAUCACAAAGAUGUAAUCACUGUCUUGGAAAAGCAGCAUUUACUUGAACAAACACCAGUUUCUGUGCAUCCCUAUUACCACUCCCUGGGAACAGCUCUGUAUGGAAAAGAAAGACCAGCUACCAAGAUGCCAGAGUCUGUGGUGAUGCCACUAGAUCCCUAUGUCUGGCAGUUUUUACAAAGGCAACAUAAACUGAUUGAAGCCAUAAACCAGGAAAUGGCCGGUCACCACUGCUGUCUAAAAUGGCCACAGACAGAUUGUGCUCAACCAGAAAUCACGCUGUGUCCAUCAUCAUCUCUCUCUGAGCAGAGGGAAACGAUGUUUAAAUUGAUCAAGACCUGGAAGCAAGAUGUUUCUACUGAGUUCUCACGUAUCAUGUCACGUUACAUAGCUACAAAGUGUAAAGUAAAUUCAGCAAAGUGGAAGGAUGUGAAGAGCAGGUUGAUGAAAGAUGCCGAUUUGAUCAUAACUGAUAUUUCUGAGGAGAUGGUGGUGAUAGCAGGCAACAGAGCAGCUGUGGACACUGCAGAGAAAGAAGUGGGGGAAUGCAUGAGAAAAGCCAUAAAGGAAAGUGAAGGGAAACAACAGAACGUUGAGAUUUCUGUGUCGGUCACCCCAGGGAAGUAUGCAGUUCUGCAUAAUGCUGGGCUAGAAGAGAAUAUUCACAAAGAAUAUCCAUGCUUAAAGAUCUCUUAUGAUGACACAAAAAAGACAGUGCAGUUGUGUGGAUUAUCUGCAGAAGUUUACAAAACCAAAGCCAUCUUACUGGAAAAGGUACUGUAUAUGCCCUCGACUUCGGUUAGUGUUCAUCGCGAUGUUUUCCUACAUCUACAGUGUGUAAAUAGUAAGACAAUGUCAGAGAUGUUAUUUGCUGCAAAAAAGAUUAAUGCUUUUUAUGAGCUCAAGGAUAACACUGUGAUGCUGUUUGGAGAGACUCAUAAAGAUCUGUUGGAAGGAGAAAAGCAGUUAAAAGCAAGCCUAACGUAUAAAAGCAUUGACAUGAAGGACUGUGAACUCACUAAAAUGAAAGAGUGGAGUCAUCUGCUGGACUCCUUGCAUAAGAAGUACCCCUCUUUCCAGGAAACUGUAGUCAUCCGUGAACCUGUUGGAAAUGAAAAUACAGUGGUUAUUACUGGCUUUACUGAGACUGUAGAGGCAGUUUAUCAGAACCUUUAUGAUUUUAUAGAUAGAAACACGCGGGUGGAAAGAGAAAUCCCCGCUAAAUUGAUGGCAGCGGUGCAGUUUGUAGAGAAGGAGAAAUCUGCUCUUUGUGAUGAACUGAGGAAGAAGGGUGUGACAAUACGCUUUCAUACCGAGACACCACGUAUUUCUCUGAGUGGACCUAGAGCAGAAGUGCCAAAAGCAGCCACUGAGUUGGAAAAAAUUAUCUCAUCCCUUUACUUGAAGGAUGUGUCAAUUGAUAAACCAGGGGCAAAGCAGUUCUUCAUUGACAGGAAAGAUGCGUUUAUUUUUGAGGCAAAGCAGAAGUUUAAUUGUCUGAUUAGGCUGAAGGAAGAAGAACAACAGAAGAGUGAAAAUGUUGAUAAAAAAGAGGAAAGAAAGCUGUACCACAAGCAAACCCUACAAGGUGGCAUUGAAGUGCUGGUGUAUAAAGGUAAUUUGUGUAAUUACCCAGUCGAUGUUGUGGUGAAUGCAUCAAACAAAGACCUGAAACACACCGGUGGUCUCGCUUGGGAACUGCUCCAGGCAGCUGGUCCAGAGCUGCAGGCUGAAUGUGAUGAGGUGGUGAGGAAGAUGGGGCGUCUGCAGGCUGGGAACGCAGUGAUCACAGGAGCGGGGAAGCUGCCCUGCAAACAGGUCAUCCAUGCUGUUGGGCCCCGGUGGAAAGAGAAGAAUGCAGGAAAGUGUGUGCACUUGUUAAGACAGGCCAUUAAAAUGAGCCUGCAGCUGGCUGAAACGUAUAAUCAUCGCUCCAUAGCUUUCCCUUCUGUAAGCGGAGGGGUUUUUGGCUUCCCGCUGCACAAGUGUUUAAAUGUGAUUGUGUCAUCUAUCAAGAUAGCCCUGGAAGAACUCAACAGGGACAGCUGCUUGAAGGAGAUCCAUCUUGUUGCCAUUGAUGAAAAAACAGUUCAGGUUCUGAGUGAGACUGUGCAAAAAGUGUUCACAGCUAAGCCAUCCUCCUCAGUGCCACAGCAGGGAUUCAAUACAGAUCACAGGCAGGGGGAGAGCCAGAAGGAGAAGAGAGGACAGGAUCUUUGCAUGGCUACAGAUGGUGAGAAGAUGAUUAUAACCGCAGAAGGAUUGUGCAUCCGAGUGGAGAAGAAAGACAUUACAGAUGCAACGACGGACAUUAUCGUCAACAGCGUUGGCACAGAUUUGGAGUUUGGUGUGGGGCCUCUCUGCAGUGCCUUACUGAGAGAGGCUGGACAACAGCUCAGGAUGGAGUUUGACAGAGAAAGAGGACAACAGGCAACGGGUAGUGGGUGUGUGCUUUGCACAAGUGGAUGUACUCUGGCUUGCCAGUUCGUGUUUCAUGCUAUACUUCCUCAGUGGGACAGAGGAAGUGAGCAGGCCCUGAAGGCCCUGGAAAACACAUUCAAUUUGUGCUUGUUGAAAGCUGAAGAAUUUGGACUGAAUUCCAUCACUUUUCCAGCUAUUGGAACUGGAGGAUUUAGAUAUCCUAAACCAGUUGUUUCUAAGUUAAUGUUUGAUGAAGUAUUCAAGUUCAGCAGCAGUCGCACUCGGAAGAGUCUCCAGGAAGUUCAUUUUCUCUUGCACCCAGAUGAUGUGUACAACAUUGAGGCUUUUACCAGUGAACUAAAACGUAGGGUAGCUGGGAUGCGCUGUGAUGCAGUGCCACGGAUGGAGUUCAUCAGCCCUGUUUCAACUGAAGCAUCAGGAGAUUAUACGAUGCAGAUUGGUUCCAUUACUCUCAAAGUAAUUUGUGGAGAUAUUAUCGAUGAAGACACAGAAGUUAUUGUAAACAUAUCAAAUCGAACAUUAGAUGCCAAGUCAGGGGUUUUCAAAGCUAUUAUGGAUGCUGCUGGUUCUGAUGUAGAAGAAGAAAUUGAUCAAUACGCUGGACAGGUUCAAAGUGGUUUUAUUACCACAGAGGGUGGUGCACUGUCAUGCAGGAAAAUCAUCCACUUGAUUCACAAUAUGAAUGUGAAGAGUCAGGUCUCCAAAGUGCUUCAUGAGUGUAAGCUGAGGAAGUACGAAUCUGUUGCCUUCCCAGCAAUUGGAACAGGUGCUGCACAACAGAGUCCAGCAAAAGUAGCUGAUGAAAUGUUGGAUGCUAUAGUGGAAUUUGCAAGCAGUAGAUCAGUAAAGUAUUUGAAGGAAAUUAGAAUAGUCAUCUUCCAGAAACACAUGCUGAAAGACUUUUAUGAAAGCAUGAAGAAAAGAGAACAUUCAGAUUGGUUUGAACCACAAACAUGGAUAUCUACGCUAAAAUCGUAUUUUUGUGACAAAAAAAAAUCCUCUGAGAAGAUAAAGCUCUCGGUUUUGGAGAAGAAAGUUGAUACUGUUAUAUUUCAAAUUUGUGGAGAAAGCAAAAAAAAUGUGGAUGCAACCGAAUCCUGGAUAACAGAUUUGAUUUUAAAGGAACAGCUUGAAAACAAGAUUGUAGAUGACCUGAUUGAAAAUUUUGAUGAGAGAGAAAUUGAGACUUUGGCAAAUCUGCAAAGAGGAAAACAUGUUACCAUUCAGCUUGAUAAGAACCACUCUCCACCUUGCAUUACGAUUUCUGGUAUUAGCAGGGAAGUCUGUUCUGUUUCUGUGGAAGUUCAAAAAAUGAUCCAAAAAAUAAAGACGACUCAAGAGGAACAAUUCAAGGCAGAGCUUGUUUACAACCUAGUAGAGUGGAGGUAUCAAAUCAUCGAUGAUGGCUUUGUUGCUUUUGAUAAACUGACAAAUAUGCAGCUGGAAGAUGCCAAGAUGGGUAAAAAACCACAUCUGACUAUCAAAAUUAACAACAACUCCUACAGGGUGGAUCUGAAUACUCUAAAGGCUCAUGAUGACCAAGGAAGAACUAUAAGCAUUCAACGUGCGCCAAAGAAUGAAGAUAUGCAGCCGGUAGAUUUCCCUGCAAAUUGGGAAGACAUGCAAGGGGAACGGGUCAAACUGGUGGUCCUCACACGGUCGUGCCAGGAGUAUCUUGAAGUUCAGAAGAGGUUUCAGAAAACUGCUCACAGCUGUACCAUAGAGAAGAUUCAUAGAGUACAAAAUCCCUUCCUCUGGCAGACCUACCAAAUCAAAAAGAAGUCUCUUUGUAUGAAGAACAGAAGUGAAGAUAACGAGAAGCUGCUGUUUCACGGAACAGCUAAAAGCUCAGUGAGCGCAAUCAACUACAAUGGAUUUAAUCGUGGUUUUGCUGGCAUCAAUGCUGCAAACAUUGGAAAUGGAACCUACUUUGCCGUUAAUGCAUCUUACUCUGCUCAGGAUACUUACUCAAGACCAGAUUCGAAUGGCAGAAAAUACAUGUACCUGGCUCGGGUCCUCACAGGGGAGUUCUGUGCUGGGACCAAAGGGCUGCCCGCCCCACCUCCAAAAUGCUCAGCAGAUCCUACUGACCUGUAUGACAGCGUAGUUGAUGAUGUGAGUUCUCCAAAGAUGUUUGUCAUAUUUAAUGACAUUCAGGCAUAUCCAGAAUACCUUAUCACUUUCAGAAAGUAGAAUACUCUUUUGUAGUCUAAAAAAUGCUGCUGCCUUUUCUAUAUAAAAUGUAACAGGGCAUUUCUUGAUUGCUGUUUACACUUAGGUCUCUGAAGAGCUUUUUAAAUCUACCUACAUUUUAAGUUUAAAUAAGUCUUCAUAGUCACCAAGGUCAGGAUAAGAAAUUAUUUUAGAAUGCACUAUUUUAAUACUCACCAUCCAAAUUCAGUUCUGCAGAGGCGUGGGCAAGAGUUGUGAGAACAGCCUAGACUUCUUCCCAAGCAAGGCAGAUGGGAACUAGUAGGGAGGGGAGCUGCUGUGCCACACCAGACCUGUUGCCAUCUAUGCACGCUCCUACUUUAGAUUUGCCGUGUGAGGUUUUCAAGAACAGGGCAGAUGUGGCUCUGAAGGGCAUGGUGGGGUUGAGUUGAUGAUUGAACUAGAUUGAUCUUAGAGGUCUUUUCCAACCUUAAUGUCUGCGUGAUUCUAUGCAUUAUGUACAUCCAUGUACAAAGCCAUUGCUUCCCGAGUUUUUAGGAUAGUAAAGAGUGAUGAAUUUCUGCUGGAUGGAAUUACACCAUUAACCUUUCUGUAGAAGCACUACUUUGGACAGAGUUACCUAUAGGGCUGUUCAGUGGGGGCACACAUGUUCUAGGGACACAUUAUAUGUACACUCUCAAACCAUUUGAAAAUAGUUUAUAAAGUUAAUAGGUAAUGAUAUGCAUAGCCCUGGACCUAUGCAGACUGUGCACUUAUCAUCUUGUAACUGUGUGUGUUUCACUUUAAUAAAAGUAGUUACAAAUAGA
Messenger RNA from Coturnix japonica (Japanese quail), 7851 nucleotides. Its product is annotated as protein mono-ADP-ribosyltransferase PARP14-like. Gene Ontology annotation, biological process: protein poly-ADP-ribosylation; negative regulation of gene expression. Gene Ontology annotation, molecular function: transcription corepressor activity; NAD+ poly-ADP-ribosyltransferase activity; nucleic acid binding. The record is from RefSeq and is a predicted model, not a curated record. Gene Ontology annotation, cellular component: nucleus; cytoplasm. Lineage: Eukaryota; Metazoa; Chordata; Aves; Galliformes; Phasianidae.